AUGCGGCCCUCUACCCCACUGUCGGCGGCCCUGCCCCCGCUGGUAAUGGGCACAGCAACCUUCAACUCGCAAUACAACGCAGACCCAUUUGCCCUCCCAACAACAGAGCUUGUCCAGCGCGCCCUCAAGCGCGGUAUCCGCGCCUUUGAUACAUCUCCCUACUACGGCCCUGCCGAAGAGCUCCUCGGCCGCGCCCUUGCAACCGACUUCGUGCAAUCCCACUUCCCGCGCGACUCCUACCACAUCCUCACAAAAGUCGGCCGUGUCGCAUCCUCCACAUUUGACUACUCGCCAGUCUGGAUCAGACACAGUGUGCGCCGCAGUCUCCAACGUCUACACACCUCCUACUUGGACGUCGUAUACUGCCACGACGUUGAAUUCGUCUCCCCCGCAGAAGUUCUAACCGCCGUACGGGAAUUGCGCCGCCUCCGCGAUGAAGAGGGUCUGCUCCGCUAUGUCGGUAUCUCCGGCUACCCCGUCGACGUACUGAGCGAUCUCGCCGAACUUGUCCUUCGCGAAACAGGCGAACCGCUCGAUAUCGUCAUGUCGUAUGCGAACUACACACUCCAAAACACCAGAUUGCGAUCAGUCGCGCUGCCUCGCCUUCUUGCUGCGGGUGUCGAUGUCGUUCCGAAUGCCUCGCCGCUUGGUAUGGGACUGCUUCGUCGUGAUGGCGUGCCGAUCGGCUCGAUGGGCGACUUCCACCCUGCGCCGGAUGCGCUGCGCCGUGCUAUCGGUGGUGCGGCCGAGUGUGCUGCUCGCCAUGGAGAGAAGCUGGAGGUUGUUGCCAUUCGCUUUGCGCUGGAGUCGUGGUUAAGAGCUGGAGCUAAGGCUGGAGCCCUCGGGGCGCCGUUGGCGAAGACAGCGGAUUCCGAUGCGGGGUUCUUGUCCAUUGCUAAUCUUGGGACUGGCAAGCGACUUGGUGUCAGCGUUAUGGGAGUCAGCAAUAUUGAGGAAUUGGAUGAGACGCUGCGUGUCUGGCACAGUAUUGUCGAUGGACUGGAGAACUGGAAUGACGAUGACGACCACGAUAUCGAGAGCAGAAUCCGAUCUGCUGGUUCCUGUACCCCCAGUCAGGAUGGAGUUGUUACCGGUGCUGUUCCUUCGUCUGCGACACACGCCUCUAACAUCCUUACUCCCUCCGAAGGUCUUAUCACCGAUCACGUUUGGUCUCGGGAGCGUGAGGUUUAUAUUCUGCAGCUGGCGAAGGAGAUUCGGGAUAUCCUGGGUUCACAGUGGGUAGACUAUGUGUGGGAUAGCCCUGGUCCCGAUUUCCAGAACUAUCUGCCUGAUGAGCAUAUUGCUGCUUUGCAGAGGAUUGUUGCGGAGGAGGCUGGAGGGUUGAAGGACGUUCCUGGUGUUGAGCCUAGUGGGUUUGAGGCCAUGCCCACGCCGCCGUUGGAUGCAGAGAAGCAGCUUGCUUAG
Messenger RNA from Penicillium verhagenii, 1425 nucleotides. Its product is annotated as D-arabinose 1-dehydrogenase (NAD(P)(+)) ARA2. Gene Ontology annotation, cellular component: cytosol. The transcript has a single exon. Gene Ontology annotation, biological process: dehydro-D-arabinono-1,4-lactone biosynthetic process. The record is from RefSeq and is a predicted model, not a curated record. Gene Ontology annotation, molecular function: D-arabinose 1-dehydrogenase [NAD(P)+] activity. The coding region runs from base 1 to 1425 and encodes 474 amino acids. Lineage: Eukaryota; Fungi; Ascomycota; Eurotiomycetes; Eurotiales; Aspergillaceae.